AUGACAGGGGCAGGGCUGGCUACGCUGCUACAGCUGGUCGUCAAUGGCACCAACCUUGGGGGGUCUCUGGCCAAGAUCCCAUCGCUGUGGCAGAGUUUCAUUUUGACGCAGAAACAGGCAGCUGAGAAUGACUGCCUGCAGGUGUACCAUCGCGAACUGGACAUACGCGCUGACCAA
This is a messenger RNA of Sphaeroforma arctica JP610, 177 nucleotides long. RefSeq lists its product as hypothetical. The annotation marks the transcript as partial. The record is from RefSeq and is a predicted model, not a curated record. Lineage: Eukaryota; Ichthyosporea; Ichthyophonida. The transcript has a single exon.